AUGUCAUUCUCAUUCAACAAAGCUGACACUCGGAUCAUAUGUAGCAAACGACAACCUCCAAUCUCACAACAAGAUAUGAUGUCCAGAUUUGAGAUCGAUGCACCUACUUCAUCAACUAUAACACCUUUCCCCCUCUCACCUCCAUCAGCACCUCCACCUGCAUCAGCGGCGACACACCUUCACUAUCAAACCUCGAAUGAACCACUACUUCCGUCGUGGCAUGCCCUGCCGUCUACCUCGGACGCAAGAACGUCAUCGCAUUUCGCACAAGCUCCAUCUGACCAAGUGUCUUUACCUCCGCCGUCAUAUUUUACAGUAGUAGGAGAUAGGAUAUGA
Molecule: messenger RNA, 336 nt
Organism: Kwoniella shivajii
Lineage: Eukaryota; Fungi; Basidiomycota; Tremellomycetes; Tremellales; Cryptococcaceae
Exons: 1
Coding region: 1-336 (111 amino acids)
Source: RefSeq, a predicted model, not a curated record